Arctia plantaginis is the source of this 846-nucleotide messenger RNA. The record is from the annotation of a GenBank genome assembly. NCBI's taxonomy places the organism in Eukaryota, Metazoa, Arthropoda, Insecta, Lepidoptera, Erebidae.
AUGGAAACUUAUGAUUAUUACAUAAAACCGCCGGUGUUUAAUGAUGAUCCAUUUGAUUAUUUUAUCGCAGAAGAUGAACAGCCGAUAUUCACGUGCAAGGCACACGUGUUCCACAUAGACCCCAAGACGAAGCGGUCAUGGAUGUCUGCUAGUUCUGCCGCCGUCUCUGUUUCCUUCUUCUACGACUCGUCCAGGAACCUCUACCGGAUCAUCAGCGUUGAAGGGACUAAGGCGGUGAUAAACAGCACUAUCACAGCCAACAUGACGUUUACUAAAACGUCACAAAAGUUUGGCCAGUGGAGUGAUGUCAGAGCAAAUACGGUCUACGGACUAGGAUUUGCUUCGGAACCGGAGUUAGGCAAGUUCAUAGAGAAAUUCCAAGAGGUCAAAGAAGCGAUUCAAGCCCAGCAAUGCGGCGGUGGUGGUGCCAAAAGUGUGACGAAUGGUAACAGUGGCGCGGCUACACCUGUUGCCAGCGCCACGGCCAGCCCGCUGCUGGCAGGCCGCGCCACUGGGGCCGACGAGCCGCCACCAGCUAUAUCACCCGCACAGCCAAAACCGGAACCGGAAGAGCUGGCCGUUCAUCAGCGGGCCCAUUCUGUGUCCUCGACUCUUCAGCUAAGUGGAGGGUCUCAGGGUGGGUACGCGACGGUGGGUCGUGCGCCGCGCGGGCCGCUGGCGUCGGCCGGCGCGCUCGUGGAGCCGCCGCCCGCCGACAGCGCCGAGCAACAGCUGCGCUACGAGAACGACCGCCUCAAGCUCGCACUCGCCCAGAGUUUGACUGGCCCUUUUGUCGAAAAUGAAACUGGCCGUUUGACAGAAAAUCAUACCAUCAAUUUCAUAUAG